Durio zibethinus is the source of this 3047-nucleotide messenger RNA. Lineage: Eukaryota; Viridiplantae; Streptophyta; Magnoliopsida; Malvales; Malvaceae. The record is from RefSeq and is a predicted model, not a curated record.
GCUUCUUUUAUUAUCCAUUAAUGGAAUCUUACUCGUUUUCUUUCAUUCCGUUUCAACUAUCUUAUUCAUGUUCCUUAAAGAUUUUAACAUUGGUUUUUUUUGUUUGGUCUAAAACAUUAAAGAUUUCUGUCUCUUUUCACUGAGAUCUACUGGAAAGUAUCAGCGUUUCUAUUUUCCUGGUGUUUUUCUUUGUGGGUUUCCAUUAAUAUGAUUUUGACUUCUCUUUUCUAACUUGGGUUUUUUUCAUAAACAUUACGAAAUUGUAUUUUUUUAUUGAGAUCUAUUGGUAAGCGUCAGCAUUUCAACUAUACCAGUUGAUUUUCUUUCUGGGUUUUCAUUAUUAUGAUUUAAAAUUCUAAUUUCAACUUGUUUAUUUAGAAAUCAUCAAGUUUUUUCUGGCUAACAUCUACUAGAAAGUAAAUGGCUUCCCACAUUGUUGGAUAUCCCCGCAUGGGACCCAAGAGGGAGCUUAAGUUUGCUUUGGAAUCUUUCUGGGAUAAGAAGAGCAGCGCCGAGGACUUGCAGAAGGUUGCAGCUGAUCUCAGGUCAUCCAUCUGGAAACAGAUGGCUGAUGCUGGGAUCAAGUACAUUCCCAGCAACACUUUCUCUUACUAUGAUCAGGUUCUUGAUAACACAUCAAUGCUCGGAGCUGUUCCACCUAGAUAUGGCUGGAAUGGUGGUGAGAUUGGAUUUGACACUUACUUCUCCAUGGCCAGAGGAAAUGCCUCUGUGCCUGCCAUGGAAAUGACCAAGUGGUUUGACACCAACUACCACUUCAUUGUUCCUGAACUGGGACCCGAUGUUAGCUUUUCUUAUGCAUCUCACAAGGCAGUGGAUGAGUACAAGGAAGCUAAGGCGCUUGGAGUAAACACUGUCCCAGUCCUUAUUGGCCCUGUCUCAUACUUGUUGCUGUCUAAACCUGCAAAGGGUGUUGAUAAGACCUUUUCUCUUCUAUCUCUCCUCCCCAAAAUCCUUCCUAUCUACAAGGAGGUUAUAUCUGAGCUUAAGGCAGCUGGUGCUUCCUGGAUUCAGUUCGAUGAACCCACCCUUGUGUUGGAUCUCGAUUCUCACCAAUUGCAAGCAUUCACUGCUGCUUAUGCUGAUUUGGAAUCUACUCUCUCUGGCUUGAGCGUUCUGAUUGAGACCUACUUUGCUGAUCUUACUGCUGAGGCAUACAAGACCCUCAUUGGAUUGAAGGGUGUUAGUGCUUAUGGUAUGGAUUUGGUUCGUGGAACCAAGACCAUUGAUUUGAUCAAGAGUAACUUCCCUGAGGGGAAGUACCUCUUUGCUGGAGUUGUUGAUGGAAGGAACAUUUGGGCCAAUGAUCUUUCUUCUUCUCUUAGCACCUUGCAGGAGCUUGAAGCUGUUGUGGGCAAAGACAAACUUGUGGUGUCCACCUCCUGUUCACUUCUCCACACUGCUGUUGAUCUAGUAAAUGAGACUAAGCUGGAUGAUGAAAUCAAAUCCUGGCUUGCAUUCGCCGCCCAGAAAGUUGUUGAAGUCAAUGCACUUGCCAAGGCAUUGGCUGGUCAGAAGGAUGAGGCCUUCUUCUCUGCCAAUGCUGCUGCUCAGGCUUCAAGGAAGUCCUCCCCACGAGUGACCAAUGAGGCUGUUCAAAAGGCUGCUGCUGCUUUGAAGGGCUCUGACCACCGCCGUGCAACUAAUGUCAGUGCUAGACUGGAUGCCCAGCAGAAAAAGCUUAACCUACCAAUCCUCCCCACCACAACCAUUGGAUCCUUUCCUCAAACCUUGGAACUCAGGAGAGUUCGUCGUGAAUUCAAGGCUAAAAAGAUCUCUGAGGAUGAUUAUGUUAAAGCCAUUAAGGAGGAAAUUAAGAAGGUUGUUGACCUUCAGGAAGAGCUUGACAUUGAUGUCCUGGUUCAUGGAGAGCCUGAGAGAAACGAUAUGGUUGAGUACUUUGGUGAGCAGUUGUCUGGUUUUGCUUUUACUGUUAAUGGGUGGGUGCAAUCUUACGGAUCUCGCUGUGUCAAGCCACCAAUCAUCUAUGGUGAUGUUAGCCGCCCGAAGCCAAUGACUGUUUUCUGGUCAUCUAUUGCCCAAAGCAUGACUCAACGUCCAAUGAAGGGAAUGCUAACUGGCCCUGUUACCAUCCUCAACUGGUCCUUUGUCAGAAAUGAUCAGCCGAGAUUUGAGACUUGCUAUCAGAUUGCCUUGGCCAUAAAGGAUGAAGUGGAAGAUCUUGAGAAGGCUGGUAUCAAUGUUAUCCAAAUUGAUGAGGCUGCUUUGAGAGAGGGGUUGCCUCUUAGGAAGUCCGAGCAUGCCUUCUACUUGAAAUGGGCCGUCCACUCCUUUAGGAUCACCAACUGUGGUGUACAGGACACUACCCAGAUCCACACCCACAUGUGCUACUCCAACUUCAAUGAUAUCAUUCACUCAAUUAUUGACAUGGAUGCCGAUGUCAUCACUAUCGAGAACUCACGUUCAGAUGAGAAGCUCCUGUCAGUCUUCCGUGAAGGAGUGAAGUAUGGCGCUGGAAUUGGCCCUGGUGUCUAUGAUAUCCACUCUCCCAGAAUACCAUCAACCGAAGAGAUUGCCGACAGAAUUAACAAGAUGCUUGCGGUGCUUGAGACCAACAUCUUGUGGGUUAACCCUGACUGUGGUCUCAAGACUCGCAAGUAUCCCGAGGUGAAACCAGCCCUCAGCAACAUGGUUGCUGCUGCCAAGCUGCUCCGCACCCAACUUGCCAGUGCCAAGUGAGAGGCUCAUGAGACAUUGGAGAUCCCUGCAUGAUUUAUGCCCAAAAUGAGAGAGAAGAAAAAUUGAAAGAAAUUUCUUUUUUUAUUAUCAUUUGAAUAACUGUGUUUCUUGAUGAAGUAGUUUUUAGGCAUAAUAUGCCCUAAAGGCCAAUUGAUUUACUUCUUUUUUUGGAUUUUUUAAAAAAUAUGUUGUAUUUUCGGGAAUAUAUAUGCAGCCUUCGAUUUAUUUUUUAAAGGCACAAAAUUUCAUGCACUAAAGGUUUAAAUCUAACAGCCUAAUCAAAGCACCAGUACCAGUUUCAUCCACUAGUGAUCAAACAGAUAAAUCUA